Messenger RNA from Salvelinus fontinalis (brook trout), 8261 nucleotides. RefSeq lists its product as uncharacterized. NCBI's taxonomy places the organism in Eukaryota, Metazoa, Chordata, Actinopteri, Salmoniformes, Salmonidae. Gene Ontology annotation, cellular component: plasma membrane; secretory granule. The transcript is spliced from 10 exons. Gene Ontology annotation, biological process: negative regulation of voltage-gated calcium channel activity; negative regulation of calcium ion-dependent exocytosis. The record is from RefSeq and is a predicted model, not a curated record. The coding region runs from base 175 to 3594 and encodes 1139 amino acids. Gene Ontology annotation, molecular function: transmembrane transporter binding.
GGCUGUGGGUGUGUCUUAUCACUUGCGGUUUCAUUCAUAACUACAAUCGGCAUUUGAAGCCCAAAUUAAACUAUGCUGGGCAGGCUAUCACUAUUGGCGUGUGAUUGACAGCGUCUCCAAAUGGGACCACAUGAAGAACCCUAGAAUAAGGGUUAAUUAUUUCCGACCUGGACCAUGAGCAAUGACUUGCCUGUACUGACAAGCCUGACGGAGAACUCCACCGAGCUGCCAGUGUCAGCAGAGCGGGUGGAGAACUAUGUGCUCCUGCUGAUCUUGCUGUGUGUGUUCGCUGGGGGCACUCUAAUCCUGCUCUCCUUGUUGUCGCUGUUCUGUCACCGCUGCUGUGUGGGCGGCCGCCGCAACUCCAGGGCCAGUGAUGAUCCAGAGAAGACUAAUACCACCUAUGUGGAAGAUUCAUUGCCCACGCAAGACAUCACCAUCCAGUUGGAUGAGUCAGAUGCUCUCUCUGCGUCUAGCUGCCAUGAUGAAGAGACCGACAGGUUCAUGUCCACCUGCUCUACUGGACGCCGCGUCUCCUUCAAUGAGUCAGCACUAUACAAAAAGGAGAGCCAGACUCAGGACAAAGGACGCAGGUACACCCUUACAAACGGGGACUUCCAUCACCUGAAGAAGGCCCGUCUGACCCACCUGCACCUGGCCCCCCCACCCUCCACCCCAAAGAUCCUCAGCAUCAUGGAGUGUGAGUCUACAGAGAUCAGCAGCCUUAACGUCAACAAACCACCUGCUUCCAAACUCGCCCUCUACCAGUGUUCAGAGAGGGCUGUGCCCACCUGGUUGGGCCAGAGCUCUAGUGGUGCCCUCCCUGGAGACACCCACCACUACAUUCUAUUGGACCCCAGACUCAGCCACAGUCCGCCAAUCUUGUGCCCCCCGACCCCCUCCUCUAGAACUGCGGAGGCUGUAGGGGACGGGGAAUGGGUCAGGAUGGAAGGAGAGCGAGAGAGGGGGGUGAGAGGAGUGAGGGGAACGUUUCUGGUCCCCGGCCACCAGGGUUCCGUUCUGCAGUUUCUCUGCAAACUGAGACGUCACGCAAGCUUGGAGGGGGCAGGGCCUUACUUCAGGAAGUGGAAGUUUGACAGCAGCCAUCGUGCCACCAGUCUAGACGCCAAAGGCUCUCCUAAGAGGCGUCCGUUCCAGAGACAGAGAGCAGCCAGUGAGAACACAGACCCAACUGAAGAGGACUCACCACCUCUUCACCCUUCACCCCCUCUCCGACAUGACAUCACCCAGCCCCUCCCCCCCACACACAGCCAGAUCAGCAGCCUCCAGUAUCUCUCUGCGCGGUCUCUAUCUCCCCCCACCUGCCCACCCUCACCCUCCCUCGGCAGGCUAGAGGGGGAGACGGUGGUGGAGGCUGCCAGCAGAGGUAGGAGAGGGAGAGACGUGACUCACCCACCACCAGAGCCCCCUGAGGCCCAGGGGAGAGAGGAGGAGCCUGUGGAGAUGACAGAGACAGGAUUAUUGAGAGAAGCUGGGACAGAGAAAGAGGCAAGGUCAUGGGCAGAAGUUGGGGCAGUGACAAGAACAGAAGCAGGAGAGGAGUUCAAAGUACGGGUUGGGUCAGGAGAAGAGUCAGAGGAAUGGGCAUAUAUUUUAGGGUCAGAACAAAGGGUGGGUAAUGGAGCAGAGAUAAUGGUAUGGGAAGGUCUGGGAACAGAUGAAGCCCAAGAGGAAGGAGAAAGGUUCCAGGUAGAGCAAGAAGCUGAGACAAGGAUAAAGGCAAGGACUGUGGAUGGAUUGGGGGCCACUUCAAAGGCAGAAGCAGGAAUGGGUGUAAGAGCCAAGACAGGUGUGGGGGCUGUUCUGGGAACAGAAAAAGAGACCGAGACAGGAGCCAGGUUAGAGUCAGUGAUAGAGGUGGGGGCCACACCAGGGGCUGAAUUUGAAGUGGAGGUAGGGCUAGGGGCAUCAGUGGUGAGGAUCAAGGCAGAUUUAGGAUCAGGAUUAGAAGGGUUUCUAGGUGCUGGAACAGGGAUAGGGGCAGAUCCAGGGCCUCGAUCAAGGUCUGGGUCUGCAGUGUGUAUCAGUCGACAGGAGAGCUCUGACAUCUGGAGCCUACGAGCCUCUCUGGAGCAGUAUGCCUCUUCGGACCAGAGCAGCACGGACAGAGAGUCCAUACGCAGCGACGUCGACAGCGUGUGUUCGGUAGGAGGAGCAGCAGGCCAGUCCAGCUUCACUGCCUGCCACUCCCAGGACAUUGGCGAUGAACUGGAGGGAGAAUGGGAGCAUGGGGACACGGAAAGGGAGGGGGGAGACAGAAGACAGAAGGAGACAGAGGCGGAAGCAGAAUACAGGGACACUGGAAGAAAGAUGGUUAACAGGGGGGUUCAGAGGAGAGAUAGUGAGGGGGGAGGAGGAGGAGAGACUGAAGCAGGGAGCUGGAAGCUUCUGCAGAUGGACAGCGGGUACACGUCCAUUGAGGCUCCAAUACGGGCCCCUGAGGAGCUCAGGCUGUUUGGGGCCCCUGGAGGCCCCCGGGGGAAGACAGCGUCCGAGAAAAGGCUCUUCUUCACUAGCUCUGGGAGGAAGGACUCCGUCAGUGAGAACCUAGAGGCCAAGGUGUUCCAAGAGGAGCAGGAGGAUGAGAUGCGAGAGGGUACUGAGGUGGAAGAGAAACGUGUAAAGAGGUCCCCAAUGUCCCCUAAUGGAGGACAGAUGCUUACCCUCAAAGAACCACCACAAUCAUUAUCACCGCUAAAAUCGCUACAACUGCAACAACCGCCGCUACAUUCGCCCCAACCCGUGCCCUCGCCUCGGCCCGUACGCCUACGUCGACGUGACUACAGCAUCGACAAGAAAACGGACGCCCUGUUCAAUGAGUUCCUGCGUCAUGAUACCCGCUUCGACCAGCAGGGGUCGCCGCUGCACUCCCGGUACCGCUCGUGCAUCCACCUCCGCAAACAGUGGCAGCGCCACAAGCAGUACAGCGACCCGGGGUCUGGGGGGCGUUACUCGCUCUCACUGGAGAGGCAGAAUUUCAGACCCCUACAGAGGGGUGAUAGUGCAGGAUAUCCUCUGGACACAAGGUACCACAGCACGCUGUUACGUAUUGCCAGCGCAGCCAACGAGGAGGCCAAUGAAGGGGCGGCUAGUGAGGGAGCAACCAAUGAGGGUGCGGCGCAUGAGAGCACAGACGUUAAGGAGUCAAUCAAUAAGGGUACAGGAAAUGAGACUGUAGCCAAUGUUGACGCAGCUAGUCGGUCAUCUGACACACUGAGGGCUGAGUCCAGCGGGAUGGACCCGAGGGUGGACAAUUACAACAAAAACAGUAGCCAAGCCAUGAGUCUAUCAGAGAGUUACUCCUCUGCCCCUACCCCUGUGGCUCUCCCUGAGCCCCUGAAAGACUCCAUAGAUCCCCCCACUCUCCACAUUGAGGACCCUGAAUCCCCAGGCUUAAACCCCCAGCCACAACCCCAGGCUCCAUCCCCCAGCAUCUCUGAUAAGCUGUCUGUGACCAUGGAGGACAGGCUCUUCACUGGGCUGUGGAGGACAGGGCAGGGCCAGGGAGGACAAGAGUAUGUGGUGGGAGCCAUCUCCCUCUCCUCUUCCCCUGAGCCCUCCAGCCCUGUGUAGCCAGGCUGACCUUUCACUCCUCCAGUUAGCUUCAUCCCACUGGGCACAUACUGGUUGAAUCAAUGUUGUUUCCACUUCAAUUCAAUUACAUUGAACCAACGUGGAAUAGGCAUUGAAUAAACGUCUGUGCCCAGUGGGAUGGCAUCUCAGUUCAGGUCAAUCAAUGGAUAAUUUUGGUAUAUUUUACUGUAUAGCAUUAAAGAAACAAAAUACCUUCCCAGGUGUGAGUGAACCCCCCUUCUCUCUGGCUUUGAAUGCUUCUUCAUGGCUGACCUCACUUCUUGUAAAGCUACAGGCUCCCUGACUCAAAUUCAAUCAUAUUGUAUUUGUCACAUGCGCUGAAUACUAGUGUGAAAGUGUGUGUGUGGUGUCGGUAUGAGGUGUAUGUGUGGGUUUGUGUGAGCGUUAGAGUAGUGUGUGUGAGUGAGUGAGUGAGUGGGUAUAGUCUUGUGAGUGUGCAUAGAGUCAGUGCAAGAUAGGGUCAAUGCAGAUAGUCUGGGUAGCAUUUGAUUAAAUAUGUUGCAGUCUUAUGGCUUGUGCGUAAAAGCUGCCUCGGAACCUGUUUGUCCGAGAGUUGAUCCUCCGGUACCAUUUGCCAGACGGGAGCAGAGUGAACAGUCUUUGGCUUGAGUGACUGGUCUUUGGCAAUUUCUCUGGCCUUCCUCUGACACCACCUGAUGUAGAGGUCCUGGAUGGCAGGGAGGUCGGCUCCAGUGAUGUACUGGGCCAUCCACACAACCCUCUGUAGAGUUUUGAGGUUGAGGGCGGUGCAGUUGCCAUACCAAGCGGUGAUGCAGCCAGUCAGGAUGCUCUCAAUGGUGCAGCUGUAGAAUUUUUUGAGGAUCUGAGGGCCCAUGCCAAAUCAUUUCAGCCUCCUGAGGGGGAAGAGGCAUUGUCGUGCCUUGUUCACGACUGUGCGUGUGUGUGUGGACAGUGUAAAGUCCUUAGUGAUGUGGACAACGAGGAACUUGAAGCUCUUGAACCACUCCACUGCAGCCCUGUCGAUGUGGAUGGUGGCUUGUUCUUCCCUCUUUCUCCUAUAGUCCACGAUCAGCUCCCUUGCUCUUGCACAACACAGCCAGGUCUCUGACCUCCUCCCUGUAGGCUGUUCUCAUCGCCGUCCAUAAACAGGCUUACUGCCGUCGUGUCGUCAGCAAACUGGAUAAUGGUGUUGGAGUCGUGCGUGGCCACACAGUCGUGGGUGAACAAGGAGAACAGGAGGGGUUUAAGCACACACCCCUGAGGGGCCCACUGUUUUGACGGUCAGCGUGGCAGAGGGGCUGUUUCCUACCCUCACCACCUGAGGCUGGCCCAUCACGAAGUCAAGGAUCCAGUUGCAGAGGGAGGUGUUCAGUCCCAGGGUCCUGAGCUUGGUGAUGAGUUUGGAGGGCACUAUGGUAUUGAAUGCUGAGCUGUAGUCUAUGAACAGCAUUCUCACAUAGUUAUUUAUUUUCUUGUCCAGGUGGGAGAAAGCAGGGUGAAGUGCAAUUGAGAUUGUGUCAUCUGCUGGGUUGGAGAGUAACGGAUUACAUUUAAACUUUUGAUAGACUUAUCAAUCUGUAGUUGCUACAUAUAUUUUUGGACUUAUAAAUUAUAUAAUGUAAAGAUAUAAUUGAAUCAUAUUAUUAUAUGUAGUAGAAAGCAUUGUAUUAGAAGAAGCCCACAUAACCAACCCAUAAAGUAAAGUGUAACAUCCAUAUAUGGCCAGCUAUGUAAACUUUAACAUUGAUUUAUCUUGCAAUAGAUGUCGUUCAACAUUUGUCUUCUUCUAAUGCCUCUUAAGGGAAAAGUAAUCUAAAAGUAACUGAAUGUAAUUAUAUUACAUUACUGAGUUUGGGUAAUCCAAAAGUUACAUUACUGAUUACAAUUUGACAGGUAACUAGUAACUAUCGAAUUACAUUUACAAAGUAACCUACCCAACCCUGGUCAUCUUUGGAUAUUUUGGGGUGGUAUGCAAAUUGGAGUGGGUAAAGGGUGUCUGGGAUGAAAAUGUUGAUGUGUGUCAUGACCAGCCUUUCAAAGCACUUCAAGAUUCAAAGCACUUCAAGAUUACAGAUGUGAGUGCUACGUGACGAUAGUCAUUUAGGCAGGUUAUCUUGGAGUUCUUGGGAACAAUGACAAUGGUGGUCAGCUUGAAACGUGUUGGGAUUACGGACAGGGCCAAGGCGAGAUUGAAAAUGUCUGUAAAGACACUUGCCAGCUGGUCUGUAUAUGCUCUGAGAAUGCGCCCUGGUAUUCCAUCUAGCCCGGCGGCCUUAACCUGUUUAAAAGUCUUACUCACAUCAGCCACGGAAAGCAUGAUCACACAGUUGUCUGGAACAGCAGGGGCAGCUAUCAUGCAUGGCUCAGUGUUGUUUUUUUCCCUUAGAGAGCACAAAAGGCAUUUAAGGCAUUUAGUUUGUUUGGGAGUUUGUCACUGGGCAACUCAAGGCUGGGUUUCCCUUUUGUAAUUCGUUAUCGUCCGCAAGCCCUGCCACAGAACAAUAAGCGUCAGAGCCACUGUAAUAGGAUUCCAUCUUCCUCUUAUAUUCUCAUUUUCUAUGUUUGAUGUGUCGUUGGAGGUCGUAGUAGAAUUUCUUGUAUACAUCCAGGUCUGUGUUCCGUUCCUUGUAUGCGAUAGCUCUAGUCUUUAGCCCAGCGGGGAUAUUGCCUGUAAUCCAUGUUUUUUUGGUUUGGAUACGUUCGCGCUGUGGAGACGAUGUCGUCGAUGCACUUAUUGAUGAAGCCUUUGACGGAUGUCGUAAACUCCUCAAUGCUAUCAGAUGAAUCCUUGAACAUAUCCCAGUCUGUACCAGAAAAAAUAGUCUUGUAGCCUCGUGUCUGUUUCAUCGGAUCACUUCUGUACUAAGCGCGACACUGGUACUUUCUGUUUCAGCUUUUGUUUGUAAACAGGAAGCAUGAGGAUAGAGUUGUGGUAUAUUUGCUGAAGGGAGGGCCUUGUAUGCACUUCUGUGGGUAGAAUAAAAGUGGUCCAGAGUUUUAGCGCUCCUUGUGGGGCAGGAGACGUGUUGGUAGAAGUGAGGUAGAUUGGAUUUCAGUCUUCCCGCAUUAAAGUCUCUGCCCAUAAGAAACAUUGCCUCUGGGUGUGCAUUUUCUAGUUUGUUUACGACUCCAUACAGUUUGUAGAGCUCCAAAGUAGUGUUGGCUUGGGGAGCGAUGUAGACAUCAGUGAUAAUUAGGGCUGGGAACUCUCUUGGUAGAUACAAAGGUCUGCGGCUUACCAUUAGGUAUUCUAUGUCAGGUUAGCAAAAGCUUGAGAAUUCCUUCACACUGGAAACAUUGCACCAGUUGUUGUUUUACAACGAGAAAGAAAAUUAUCAAAAAGAGUAGAACCAGCUCACCUGCUUGUACUCUAUGAUUUGACUAUUAGAUGUUCAAUGCUUCUUUUGGAAAAAUAAUAUUUUGCCAUAUUAAAACUAGACUGUAAAAAGGUUUACCUUAAAAUGAGUGACAGACAUAAAUGAAUCACUAAUCACAUGAAAUAAAUAAUAAUCUUUAGAAAUAACAAAAUAACUAUGACUUUACAAUGUUGGUGAACUUGGAGACAUUUGUGGAUUAAGGGCUCUAUUCAAUACGUAUCACGGAAGUUCAGCGUUACAGCUUGAUUGAAAUUUAAAGGCACUCUUUCUGUGAAAUGUCCCAUAUGUGAUGUUAUACUGUAAAUUCAUAGCUAUAUUAUUGCUAGGAGAUAAGUAUCCUUGCUUGGAGAUUAGAUAUCCUAGGGUAAGAAUAUUCAAAGAUAAAUACACAACGCAGAGGACUCAAGGUCAAGAGGGAAUUAACGAUCAAUGGAAAUAGUUGUUUUUCUGUAAUAGGGAAUUAAUGAUUUAUGGGUCAGAGACACGGGAGGAAUUUCAGUCCCGGAUGCAUAGCUACAUGUGGCAAGUUCUCAUUGGUCCGAAUUGUCUAUACAUUGAGCCUGAAACGGGAUACUUGUUAUUUGGCCGUUGGCCCAGUUUUAUUGCAAGAAAUUAUAAUUGGUCAACCACAGGCUAGGGUUGGGUUACAAAUGACAUCCUGUCGCUUUGUUCUGAGGAGAAUCAAAAAGAACAGGGAAGAAUGGACAUCGACCAUCUGCUUCCCAGCAAAACAACUACGAUUUUUGUUUUCUUUGAAUAAACCUAUUUUUCUCCCCCUGAUUUGCUUUGACGUCUGUGUUAUUGAAGAAUAACAUCAACUGCUAACACUUGGUACCGUGACCCGGAUGAAUUGGUCAUGACCAACAACAAGAAAAAACUCUUAACUGAAAAUAUCUGUGCAGUGACGCUCCCCAUCCAACCUGACAGAGCUUGAGAGGAUCUUGAGAGGAUUGGCACAGUGUUGUCUGGGUUAGGGUUUGGCCGGGAUAGGACGUCAUUGUAAAUUAUUUUGUUUUUAACUGACUCGCCCAGUUAAGUCAAAUAAAAAAACUAAACCAAAGUACUGAGUAAAGGGUCUAAAUACUUGUGAUAUUUACAGUUUUUAUUUUUAAUACAUUUGCAAAAAUGUAAAAAAAACAACUGUUUUUGCUUAGUCAUUAUGGGGUAUUGUGUGUAGAUUGAUGAGGGGAAAAAACGAAUUAAUCAAUUUUAGAAUAAGGCUGUAACGUAACAGAAUGUGGAAAAAGUCAAGGGGUCUGAAUACUUUCCGAAUGCACUGUAACUAUUUAUUAAAGUGCUCAUUCUGUG